Molecule: messenger RNA, 642 nt
Organism: Striga hermonthica
Lineage: Eukaryota; Viridiplantae; Streptophyta; Magnoliopsida; Lamiales; Orobanchaceae
Source: the annotation of a GenBank genome assembly
AUGGUUUUCUUGUGCUGGUCGCGUCCAUCUCGUGAAGAGCAGAAAUCAUGCAUUAACAAGUCAGGUGUCUUCAAUUAUGACAACAAAUAUAAAGGUGCUACAGCUAAGCCUGCAUCUAUGAUUAAGCAGGACAAGGAUCUAUUGGACAAUGGUUUUCUAGUGAACCAUGCCUGCACUUUGGUUGGCUCGGGUCACGAUACUUUUGAGAGAGGCAAAAGUGCUCUUCAGAAUUGGAGGCAUUUUAAUCUGGACUGGGCAUACGUUGAUCCCAAUACCCCAAUCCAGAGAGCGGCUAAAUUUUGUGUUUGCGCUAAAACAUUCUUCCCAUGGCUUUUGAUGCCUCUAGAAGUCGUUUAUGUUGAUGAGAGCAAGAAGUCCAAUAAAUCUUUGGCAUCGUUUAGUUUCGGCAGUGGCACACUUCAAGGACACUUGCUGGCUGGGGAGGAACGGUUCUCCAUCACAAUGGACGAAAAGAAGGACGUUUGGUAUGAAGUGCUUUCAUUUUCAAAGCCGGCCAAUAUUUUGUCGCAUGUUGGAUUACCAUACGUACUAAUGAGGCAGAAGCAUUUUGCUCGAGAUUCCACAUUAGCGAUGCAGAAGCAUUUAUCCACCAAGUUAGACAGUGUAAGAAGUGAUCCAUAG